AUGAAGGAUAGCGAGAUAGUAUGUUGUAGUACUACAUUGCUCAACGUACUUUUUUUAUUUCUGCCAUAUUUAAAUUUGCAAAAAUUACUGGUCACUCCUAGAAAAAUACUCAUUAGGAAUGUCAUAACAAUAUUGAAGAAUUCAAACGACUGCAAAGUAGCGGUUAUGGACAUAUUAGAACAAACUCUUGAAACGAGUCAAGAUGAAAUACAGUUGAAAGGUGAAGAUAUUGAUGAUCCUAAAGCUAUUGUUGAUGGUACCAAUUUAACAAUAAUUGAAGAUGAUGGAUCAAUAUCCGAUGAUCAAACCGUAGACAAUUUAACACAUGCUCAACCAAUUUUAGAUGGAGAUGAUGAAGUGCAAUAUCAAUGGAGAUCGGGUGAAGGAGUCACUUAUAGAGUUGUUCAUGUAAAUCCUGAAGAAAAUGACGGUGAAAGUAUAACAUCAAAUUAUGUACCUUCUCAGGGACAUGUUCAACCAGCUACAGCUGUAUUGACUAGCGGAUUUGCUACUAAUCAUUUUUAUGUCAUUGGAAAUGCUAAUGAAGUUUUUAAUUCUCAAACUCCAAGAUGUCUAGCUCCAAGAGGUAGCAUGCAAAUAGAAAAUAGAAAUAUUUGUGUCUCGAAUAAUCCUACAAGAGUCAGGAGGGAUGAUAGGCGAAGAGCUACACACAAUGAAGUUGAAAGGCGGCGAAGAGAUAAGAUUAACAAUUGGAUUGCUAAACUUAGCAAAAUAAUACCAGACUGUAGUUCGAUGGAUAAUAAUAAAAGUGUACAGAGUAAAGGUGGUAUAUUAGCAAAAGCUUGCGAGUACAUAAUGGAACUUCGUAGGGCGGAAGAACAGCUUUCGGAUUGCGUGAAAGAAAUAGAAAGGUUAAAUUCUCACAUAGAUUUUUUACAACAGCAAAAUGAAAAGUUGAAAGUUCAUAAUGCCGUUCUAAGGACUGAAUUGACUCAACGUGGGAUUUCGGUACCUUGUGAAGUUGAAAACAGGCUUAGCCCUGCGGGGACGGACUCUUAG
Pediculus humanus corporis (human body louse) is the source of this 1020-nucleotide messenger RNA. Its product is annotated as Upstream stimulatory factor, putative. The record is from RefSeq and is a predicted model, not a curated record. NCBI's taxonomy places the organism in Eukaryota, Metazoa, Arthropoda, Insecta, Psocodea, Pediculidae. Gene Ontology annotation, biological process: regulation of transcription by RNA polymerase II. The coding region runs from base 1 to 1020 and encodes 339 amino acids. Gene Ontology annotation, molecular function: DNA-binding transcription factor activity, RNA polymerase II-specific; RNA polymerase II cis-regulatory region sequence-specific DNA binding; protein dimerization activity. The transcript is spliced from 6 exons.